Molecule: messenger RNA, 682 nt
Organism: Fundulus heteroclitus (mummichog)
Lineage: Eukaryota; Metazoa; Chordata; Actinopteri; Cyprinodontiformes; Fundulidae
Product: netrin receptor UNC5D-like
Exons: 3
Coding region: 299-682 (127 amino acids)
Source: RefSeq, a predicted model, not a curated record
CGGUGCUGAUGAUGCUUUGAAAGGGGGAGUAAACUGAGAGCGCACGUCUCCCCCGCUGCGCACACACGCACGGCGAAAGUGAAGUGAAGAUGCUUGUUCCCCCUCGAUCAGCAGUCCAGCCCGCCAGCCGUCCACUUGCUCCCCCGUCUCAUCUUCUGGUGCCAGCCCGUCACACUGCCUCUGUCCUCGCUUUGCGUGAGGAGUCCGCGCAGCUCGGAGGAGCAGCAGGACGAGGAGGCGAAGGGAGACGCGAGAGAUCCGGAGAACCAUCACCUUUAUAGCGCAUCCGUGGGGAGCUAUGGAUGCGCGGACAAAAGGACGCUUUCUCUUCACCGUGGGCCUCCUGUAUGGGUUUUACUGGCCAGCACCAGUGUUCUCCAAAGGCAACCCGGCGGGGCCGUCAGACACCCUGGCCCCGGCGCAGGGCACUCUGCCGCACUUUAUCCAGGAGCCAGAGGAUGCGUACAUCGUCAAGAGCAACCCCAUCAAGCUGCGCUGUCGAGCCACGCCCGCCUUACAGAUCUUCUUCAAAUGCAACGGGGAAUGGGUGCAUCAGAACGAGCACACGUCCCAAGAGUAUAAAGACCACAACACGGACGGCAGGGGGGAGCCGUCACUCAUCUGCGCCGCCUUGCUAGCUUCUUCCUCGGUAGCGGGAACGGAGUUCAACCUCGGCGCGUGA